AGAAAGGUGGGAUAUGCUGAGCUUGGGCUUUUGUCGAAGAAACUGCACAGAAAUGGUGCGCAAAUUGACGAGGUUUCUGGCACAAGUGUUCACUCCUGCCCCCACGUGGUCCUCUGCCUGCGCCUCUGCCAAAUCUUGCUCUGCGGGUUCAUUCCUCUGUCGAGCUCGCUCGACUCCUUCCUUCGCUCGGACCUCCUGCCGCUGCUCGCUUGCAGGCGUCGCUGCUCGCAGGAAUGGAGGCAUGCAUGUUGCGACAUUGCCGUGACCUCGUGUUUAACCCGGGCUUCUGGGGAUGAGGAUGAGCAGCAGCAGCAGCAACAGCAGCGGCAGUGUGAAGCGAAGGGCGGGCCCUGGAGUUUUUUCACUGGGGAUGCGAAUUCGUAACCUAGGGCUAUUUCAACUGUCGGGGAGGAUGAGCUUGUCGCAUUGCUCGGUCUUGCCCCGGGAGGAGUCGGCGUUCUGUGUGUGUUGCCAGAAUGGAAUUGUGACCGAGCUCUUGGAUCUCAGCUGGGCGAAUGACGUUUUUUUGUCGGUGAUUUUGAAACCGGUCUGAUCAAUGUGCGUUUGAAUUGCGAGCCAGACGAGUGGGAUCUUUUGUCACCAUGAUGCGCGCUCAGAUGACUUCAGCGUCCUCCUGCUGGCCUGUACGAAAUUCGAGCAUUCCGGGCUUGGUAGCUCACAAUCUUUCUCCCCCUCAGGUCCCUGGAGUUCAAAGUGACAAUGGUGUGUUUGGAAGCAGGACGGGGCUACUCGUCGAAUGCCUCGAAGUCUCGGGUGGGAGCAAACUUUCUGGCCAUGUCGGAAUAAGUGGAGCCAAGAAUUCGGCGUUGGCUGUUUUGGCUGGAGCUCUAUGUUCAGAAGAGGAGCUGAAUUUGAAAAUGAUACCCGACUUGCAUGACAUUCAAAGGAUGGUUCAGGUUCUUCAAUCUGUAGGGGUGAAAGUGAAGCGUUCUGCCUCUGGUCUCACAGUCGACGCGAGCGAAAUUGUCUCAGUAGAGCCUUGUCCGGAAGUAGUUAGGAAAUUAAGAGCUAGUUUUUUCGUCAUUGGAGCUUUAGUAGGACGGAAGGGCGAAGCCGUCGUUCCCCUCCCCGGAGGAUGCGACAUAGGAGCUCGGCCCAUCGAUCUUCACGUGCGUGGACUGCGAGCUCUGGGUGCCCAGGUGGAGAUAAGGCAAGACAAGGUUUAUGCACGUGCAUCUCAUGGUAAGAGAUUAGUAGGGGGCAAAUUUCAUCUUGAUUAUCCAAGUGUUGGCGCCACUGAAACCCUCAUGAUGGCUGCCUCUUUGGCAGACGGAGAAACCGUACUGUCAAAUGUGGCUCAGGAGCCCGAAGUAGUCGAUCUGGCUCAAUUUUUGAUAUCGUGUGGAGCUAAAAUUUGUGGCGUCGGAUCAAGUACCUUAGUUAUUAAGGGCGUUAAAAAACUGCAUAGCACCGAUUUUACAAUUAUUCCUGAUAGGAUAGAGGCUGGAACUUUUUUAAUUGCUGCAGCAAUUACUCGGUCCUCCAUUUCUAUGUCACCAAUUAUACCGCAGCAUAUGACAGCUGUGACUAAUAAACUCCAAGAGAUGGGAUGUAAGCUGCGCCAAACAAGUCAAGACAGCCUACUGAUCAGCCCCUCGCAGUUAUUGUCUAGUACCAGUAUCACAACUCUUCCUUAUCCUGGUUUUCCAACCGACUUGCAACCACAAUUCAUGACACUCAUGACCAGUUGCAUCGGACGAAGUGUUGUAAAAGAAACCGUUUUUGAGAGUCGUAUGCGGCAUGUAGAAGAGCUGCAAAAGUUGGGAGCGAAGGUGGUUGUCAACAAAAACGUUGCUGUAAUACGUGGAAUAGAUUGUGGCAGUUCCUUGCGUGGAGUGCCAGUUACUGCCACAGAUUUGAGAGCUGGAGCAGCUCUUGUGCUUGCUGGGUUAGCAGCUGAUGGCACUACUCACAUUGAGGGUAUCAACCAUAUUGACCGAGGUUAUGAAUCAUUUGAUCAAAAGCUCCGACUUCUUGGAGCAAGUGUUGAGAGAUUGGCGUCCUUGCCUGUAGAGCUGGUGACCCUGUAGUUUAGUUUUCGGAAUUCCAGUAAAACAGGGUGCUAGGAGGGCUUUCUCUUUUAAUCUGUUGGUGGUGGGGGCAACGAGAAAGGUCGGGCUCAUCCACAGCGGAUUUGUAACUUUGAGUGCGAUAGGUUUGUCAGUUAUUUCCUUGUCACUUGUUUAUAAUACUUCGUACGGUCUCAUUCUUUAUGAUGGUCGAUUUUUUCAAGGAAAAAAUUAAAGAUUUCUUUCCUGUUUCC
Marchantia polymorpha subsp. ruderalis is the source of this 2284-nucleotide messenger RNA. Lineage: Eukaryota; Viridiplantae; Streptophyta; Marchantiopsida; Marchantiales; Marchantiaceae. The record is from the annotation of a GenBank genome assembly.